GAAAUACGUCACGGCGAGACCCGCCCCUCGGGCGGUGGCAGUUCCGCCAUGAACAGCGUGGGCGAGGCCUGCACAGAGCUGAAGCGCGAGUACGACCAGUGCUUCAACCGCUGGUUCGCUGAGAAGUUCCUCAAGGGCGAGAGCGCGGGGGACCCCUGCGUGCAGCUCUUCAAGCGCUACCAGCUCUGCGUGCAGAAAGCUAUUAAGGAGAAGGACAUCCCCAUUGAAGGGCUGGAAUUCAUGGGCCCCAGCAAAGGAAAAGCUGAAGACUCCUCAUGACUUCAGUUGGACCGCACAGAACCAUUAGCUUGAUCUUUUGGCUCAAAAAAAAUCAUCUUACAAAAGACUAGAGGACAGCUGAUGGGAAGGUGGCUUUAAAUCGGCUGCUGCUUCUGUCUGUUUUUUUUAAAAAGCAAGGAGUCGUCUGUGCAAUUUUUUUAUGCUGAGCUGUGGGGCAAUUACUGUUUCAUUUGUAAUGAGCAUUGGUGGUGGUUUGCAUUCUGCAAUGUGAAAAACCUUUCAUUUAACUUCCUAAACAAAUGUACUUUGAACUGAGGAAUGCUUGUUAGGAUUGGUUUCUAUUUCUUAUUUAUAUAUUAGAUGAUUUUGAAUGUUAAGAUGAACGUGAAAAGGUGCAUGCUGCCAAAUUUUAGUGGGCUACUUCUUGGUUGAUCCUGGUUUUACUAAAUAUUAUGGGCUACAGCCUUGCCUCAUCCAUUGAAUUAUAGCAGUGUUUUAAAUGCUA
This is a messenger RNA of Gavialis gangeticus (Gharial), 745 nucleotides long. It is a transcript of the gene TRIAP1, whose product is annotated as TP53 regulated inhibitor of apoptosis 1. The record is from RefSeq and is a predicted model, not a curated record. Lineage: Eukaryota; Metazoa; Chordata; Crocodylia; Gavialidae. The transcript is spliced from 2 exons. Bases 49 to 279 code for a protein of 76 amino acids.